UGGUCCUUGGCUUCUCAUUGGGUCUGCUUGCCCUCCUCCUCUUCCUUUGUCAUCUCAUGGCCCCAGUCAGUGGGAUUCCUCCGGAUGCCUCUGACGGUAUCCUCCCUCAUAUCUAUAAGAGGAACCUUCUCCUCAACUCUACCUAGGAGUCGUGGUGUUUCGAUGCAGCAGCGCAAGAAAUUCCUAACACCGCAUGAGAUGCAUACUUAGCCUACAGCCUUUCUGAAAGCCAGUGUUUGGGGUUUUGCCAAGCUAAUCAGGUACCCAGAGGACCGGAGAGAACAUACUUAGGUUCUGGCCAAGACCUGAGAGCAAAAGAAAGAGAAGAAAAAGAAAUAGUUCCACCAGUCUGAGUGAGAACACAGAAGCAGAUGGUUCCAGCCAAACCUCAUGACUAUGUGGACUGCCCGGAAGUUUCUUCGAAGGAGGUUGGGUGCAGGACCUGGUGGAGUGUUUGCCUUGCUUGCAUGAAGCAGUGAGGAAGGAGGCAGGAGGAUCAGAAGUUCAAGGUCAUCUUUUCGGCUAUAUAGUGGUCUGGCAGACCUGAGUAUCAGAGAGCAGGCCAUAUUCCUGUUGGCAGAGAAGAUCGGCUCCUAACCCAGUGCACACAUCCAGUAUGCCUACAGGCUGCUAGGACCCCACCUCCUCGCCAUGGACUGCCCAGGCUGACCAGUCAAUCCCUGUGGGUGUCCCCUGCUCUGAUCUGGAGGAGACCAUGUCCAAGACCCCUAACUGCCUGCUGCGGAUGCUCAGGGCCACCCCCAGACAGCGGGUCUUCACCCUCGUCAUUAUCAGCUUCAAGGUCACACUCUUCAUCUUCUUCAUGAUCUACUGGCACGCUGUGGACUCACCCAAGGACCCAGGACGACAGUAUAGCCUGCCAGUGGCCAUCCCCUGCCCCCAGCUGGCCUUUCCCAGCCUCCCUUCCCCAGGCAACAUCUUCUUCCUAGAGACAUCAGACAGGACCAACCCCAGCUUUCUGUUUAUGUGUUCUGUAGAGUCAGCUGCCAGGGCACACCCAGACUCCCGGGUGGUGGUGCUCAUGAAAGGGCUAACUAGACACAGCACAGCCCUGCCCCGGAACCUUGGCGUCUCUCUCCUGAGCUGCUUCCCCAAUGUCCUAAUACAACCUCUAGAUCUGCAACAGCUGUUUGAAGACACACCUUUGGCAGCCUGGUACUUGAGGGCUCAGCGCCGCUGGGAGCCCUACCUGCUGCCGGUGCUGUCAGAUGCCUCCAGGAUCGCACUCCUCUGGAAGUUUGGUGGCAUCUACCUGGACACAGACUUCAUCGUCCUCAAGAACCUGAGGAACCUGACCAACAUGCUGGGCUUCCAAUCCCGCUACGUACUCAAUGGCGCCUUCCUGGCCUUCGAGCGCAAGCAUGAGUUCUUGGAUCUGUGCAUACAUGACUUUGUGGACCAUUACAAUGGUUGGAUUUGGGGCCACCAGGGCCCCCAGCUGCUUACCCGAGUCUUCAAGAAGUGGUGUUCCAUCCGCAGCCUGAAGGAGAGCCACGCUUGCCGAGGAGUCACCGCCCUGCCCCCGGAGGCCUUCUACCCCAUCCCCUGGCAGAACUGGAAGAAAUACUUUGAAGAGAUCAGCUCCGAGGAACUGGCCCGGCUGAUCAAUGCCACCUAUGCUGUUCACGUGUGGAACAAGAAGAGUCAGGGCACACACCUCGAGGCCACAUCCAGGGCCCUGCUGGCUCAGCUGUAUGCCCGCUACUGCCCCACGACACAUGAAGCCAUGAAGAUGUACUUGUGAGGACGGACCCUCCGGGCAGCCUUCGUGUUACAGCAGGAUUAUUAACGCCUUUCCCGGGGAGGUGGGAUCGGCAGGCAGGAAAGAGGGGGAACACUGAGCGUUCCAAGGUAGCUGGAUGACACACAGUUGGGGGCUGGUGGCAGGAGAGGAACUCAGAGAAGCUUGUGUAUGAAUGCUGACAAGGGUCCAGUGCUCUCAGCCUCAUGAAACCAAAGGGUAGGGCAGCCCUCCCUGAGAACACCAUCUUUUUCCCCUCCCCUGGGACACUGCUCUGAAGAGCUGCCACAACCCAUUCCGGAGUUCGGGAAUGUGGAAAUUCUUUUGGCUCCAGGGAAAAGGUUUUAAAUCCCCUCCCUGUUGUAGACGCCAGGGGCUAUAAUAAAAGUGACUCACUACCCCA
Messenger RNA from Psammomys obesus (fat sand rat), 2165 nucleotides. RefSeq names its product alpha 1,4-galactosyltransferase (P blood group) (gene A4galt). NCBI's taxonomy places the organism in Eukaryota, Metazoa, Chordata, Mammalia, Rodentia, Muridae. The record is from RefSeq and is a predicted model, not a curated record. Bases 716 to 1765 code for a protein of 349 amino acids. Gene Ontology annotation, molecular function: acetylglucosaminyltransferase activity. The transcript has 6 exons. Gene Ontology annotation, biological process: protein O-linked glycosylation.